GCCAUUUCAGCAAUCAUCUCUGCAAUUCUAGAAGCCAAAAACCUGAUCAUUAUAUGUGGAGCAGGAGUGUCAGUAUCAGCAGGAAUUCCUGACUUCUGUUUUUCAAAAGGACUGUUUACUACUGGAGCACUGAGCAAGGAUUUGCUGGAUGCAAGUGUCUGGAAGACAACUGUAAAGGCUGCAUCUCUAUGCAAAACACUGGCACAAAUGCACCAAAAAUGUUCUGAAGUAUCUCCCACUUCUUUUCAUCUGGCUCUUAAAAUGUUGGAUGAAAAAGGUGGACUGUGCUGGGUCUAUACUCAAAACAUUGACCUGCUGGAAUUAAAAGCAGGCCUAUCCUUUGGUAUGCCUCAGACACAGAGUUCUAAAGAGACACCCCGAUGCAUUCCUUUGCAUGGCACAUUGGAGACACUGGCAUACAUCAAGUGCUGCUACCAGUCACCAUUGCAUUUGCAUGCUGCAACUCUAGCAACUGGUUGCUUAUCACUAUGUCCAGCCUGUGAGCAGAUCAAACAACAGCACCAGAUGGCCCACAAGCAUUCUGGUACAUCAGGAACAUUGAUUCCAACCAUAGUCCUUUAUGGUCAGACACACCCAGCUGGAGAUCACCUGGCACAAUGCAUCACUCAUGAUGCUAAUAGAGAUGAUGGAAAAGUGAAAGCAGAUGUUUUACUAGUUGCUGGCACCAGCCUCAAAAUUCCAGGCAUCAUUGCUGCAGUUCACAAGUUUGCUCAAGUGGUCCAUGCUCAGGAGUCAAAAGGUGGAUAUAGAUCAAUUUAUCUAGAUGAGAAACCACUCUCAUCAAAAUGGAAUGGGGUUUUUGAUGCUUGGAUAUCAGGUGACUUGCAGAUUUUUGCU
Suillus subaureus is the source of this 858-nucleotide messenger RNA. Its product is annotated as DHS-like NAD/FAD-binding domain-containing protein. Gene Ontology annotation, cellular component: mating-type region heterochromatin. Lineage: Eukaryota; Fungi; Basidiomycota; Agaricomycetes; Boletales; Suillaceae. Gene Ontology annotation, biological process: regulation of DNA repair; replication-born double-strand break repair via sister chromatid exchange; negative regulation of transcription by RNA polymerase II. Gene Ontology annotation, molecular function: NAD+ binding; histone deacetylase activity, NAD-dependent. The annotation marks the transcript as partial. The record is from RefSeq and is a predicted model, not a curated record. The transcript has 3 exons.